This is a messenger RNA of Oryza brachyantha (malo sina), 3412 nucleotides long. Its product is annotated as squamosa promoter-binding-like protein 1. Lineage: Eukaryota; Viridiplantae; Streptophyta; Magnoliopsida; Poales; Poaceae. The record is from RefSeq and is a predicted model, not a curated record. The coding region runs from base 332 to 2923 and encodes 863 amino acids. Gene Ontology annotation, molecular function: DNA binding. Gene Ontology annotation, cellular component: nucleus. The transcript has 12 exons.
GACGACGAGGUGAGGUGAAUAUGCCCCCUCCCCGGGUUUGCCUCCCCCAGGAUACUUCGCCCCCAGCUGACACGCGCCGCCGCCUCCAUCCCUGCCUGCCUGCUGCCUCCACCUCCCAGUACUGUGAGAGAGGAGAAGGUGCCCCGCCGGUUCUUGAUCUGCUCCCUCCGCCGUCGGAUUGGUUCCAACAUAUCAAGAUCAUGUGUGCUUGAUGCAUUUGUAGGUUGGGGAUGCGGUUGAAUCUGCGGUCGUUACCGUGCCCAGAACAGGAGGAUCAAGAGAUCUUUGAGGAAAACAGAUAGGGGGAGGAUCCUAAACUGAUGUAGCAAGAAUGUCGAGUGGGCUCAAGAAGAAGAGCCUGGAGUGGGAUCUGAACGAUUGGAGAUGGGAUUCGAACCUGUUCUUGGCCACGCCAUCGAAUGCUUCCACCUCAAGGUGCAGAAACAGGGAGCUGGGCCGAGCCGAGGGGGAGAUUGAUUUCGGUGUGGUUGACAAGAGGAGAAGAGUCUCACCAGAGGAGGAGGAUGAUGGUGAGGGGUGCAGCAAUGCAGCGACCACCAAUGGGGACGACAGCUGGAUUGCUGUUCAGAGAGAAAGGAGCAGUGAGGAUGAGAUGCCUAGAAAAGGUGCCUGUUCUAGCAGCACUCCGUGUUGCCAAGUUGACGGCUGCCUGGCCGAUCUUAGCAGUGCCAGGGACUAUCAUAAGAGGCAUAAGGUGUGUGAAUUACAUACCAAGUCGGGUGUGGUUCGUAUCAAAAACAUAGAGCACCGGUUCUGUCAGCAGUGCAGCAGGUUUCACUUUCUUCAAGAAUUUGAUGAAGGGAAGAAGAGUUGUCGCUCACGUCUAGCACAACAUAACAGGAGGAGGAGGAAAGAACAAACCCAGGCUGGUUUAGAUGUGAAUUCCUUGAACGGAAAUCAUUCUUUGAGCAACAUGUUACUCUUGUUGUUGAAACAACUUUCUGGCCUAGAUUCAGCUGGUGGUUCAUCUGAGCAAACCAGUGGUCCUAACUAUUUGGUCAAUCUUUUGAAGAACCUUUCUACUAUUGCUGGUACACAGACGUAUCAAGAUAUGGUAAAGAACACGAAUUCUGUUGCAGUACCAUCACAUGCUGGCAACAAUGUUGCAAAUGGCAAUAGUGUACAUGACCCAAGAUCACCAAUUCCUGUGGGCACUGAAUCCUCUGCAGAAGAACCUACACAGAAACGGCGCAUGCAAAAUUUUGAUUUGAAUGAUGCUUACGUGGAAGAAGAUGAGAAUCGAACAGAUAAAAUUGUUUUUAAACUCUUUGGAAAAGAGCCAAAGGAUUUUCCUGCCAAUUUACGUGCACAGAUCCUAAAUUGGUUGUCGAAUUUCCCAAGUGAUAUAGAAAGCUACAUCAGGCCUGGAUGUGUCAUCCUAACUAUUUACCUUCGCCUCCCUAAUUGGAUGUGGGAUAAGCUUGCUGCCAACCCAGCUCAUUGGAUACAAAAGCUAAUUAGCAUGUCCACUGAUGCCUUAUGGAGAACAGGAUGGAUGUAUGCUAGAGUGCGGGACCAGCUGACAUUGAGCUGCAACGGUAGCCUUAUGUUAGUAUCACCAUGGCAGCCUAUAAUAGGAAACAAGCAUCAGAUAUUGUUUAUAUCCCCUAUUGCUGUUGCUUGUUCUUCAACAGUGAACUUCUCAGUGAAAGGUUUCAACAUAGCUCAACCAACCACAAAAUUAUUUUGCAUUUUUGGUGGGAAAUAUCUAAUCCAAGAAUCAACGGAAAUGCUACUUGAUGGUACUACAAUGCAGCAAGGCCCUCAAUGUCUGACCUUCUCUUGCUCCUUCCCUAGUACUAGUGGAAGAGGAUUCAUAGAGGUUGAAGAUUAUGACCAAAGCAGCCUUUCAUUUCCCUUUGUUGUUGCUGAAGAAUAUGUAUGUUCUGAAAUUCGAACACUGGAGCAUGUACUGAAUUUGGUUUCAUUUGAUGAUACCUCAGAAGAAAGAAAUGAUGUGUUCACUUAUCGGGAUCAAGCCUUAAGAUUCUUACAAGAAUUUGGUUGGUUUCUUCAAAGGAUCCACAUACGAGCUACAUUUGAAACACCAGAAGAUUGCACUGAGGGAUUUCCUGCUGCAAGAUUUAGAUGGCUGCUAUCCUUUGCGGUUAAUCAGGAAUGGUGUGCUGUUGUAAAGAAGCUUCUGGACACCUUGUUCCAGGGUAGUGUUGAUCUGGUUGGCGCAUCAACAGUUGAAUUUGUCUUGGGACAAGAUUUAGUAUUUACUGCUGUCAACAAACGGUCGAAGUCUUUAAUUGACUUUCUGUUGACAUACACAACAAAUUCUGCUCCAAUGGACAGAACUGAAGGCGCUGCUUCAGUUCAGUUCUUGUUUACGCCUGACAUAGCUGGUCCUUCAGACGUUACACCUCUUCAUAUUGCAGCCUCAAACAGCAAUUCUGUUGGUGUUUUAGAUGCUUUAACUGAUGAUCCUCAACAGCUGGGAAUCAAAGCAUGGAAGAAUGCGCGUGAUGCUACUGGACUGACUCCAGAGGACUACGCUCAGAAGAGAGGCCACAACUCCUACAUCCAGAUGGUCCAGAACAAGAUUGACAGCAGGUUACCCAAAGCUCAUGUGUCUGUCCCCAUGACCGGCUCCCUAUCGACCACCGAUAUCGCUGAAAAGCAUUCAAAUCGUUCGAAGCCUACAGAUCAAAUUGCAUUUGAUGUGGAAAAGGGCCAGCAGAGUGCAAAGCCACCACCAAUCUGCAGACAGUGUCUCCCAGAACCCGCAUACCGUCAUCAUGCAAACAGGUUUUUGUCGACCAGGCCAGCAGUGCUCUCCUUGGUUGCCAUUGCUGCUGUUUGUGUCUGUGUAGGAUUGAUCAUGCAGGGGCCACCGCACAUCGGCGGCAUGAGAGGUCCUUUCCGCUGGAAUUCCUUGCUUUCAGGCCCCAAGUGAUGUGAUGAUGAUGAUAGACGGCCAAGCAUUUGCAAAUACAGUUUAACUGUAUCAUGUAGCAUGAGGAUGCUUGUUCUGACUGUGUAGAUUAUUGUAACACAGAUAUUCUUCUUAGCAAAUCACAUGUAGUGUAAAAUCUUUAGAAUGCUUAACUUGCAUAUAUCGAAACCCCAACUUCUUGUGAUUGAAAGAAACAAGACCAGAUGGAUGAGUUAUAUCAGAUGGUUUAGUUUUGACCAUGAGCAGCCACAACAGAAACGCAGCAGGUUCAAUAAAACUGUUGUGGAAACAAACAGCAGCACUAUCACAGACAGAGAGCAAGUAGCAGAGCAAUACUGGCUUGGAUCAAACUGAAAUUGCUGAUGAUAGGCUGGGUGUUAAAAUAGUUAAAAUUGCUCUCUUUCUUAAAUGAGAGGCCGGACAUUGAGGCUUUGUUAAUUAGAUGGAUUAACUUAGAAAAUUAUUUGCUACUACAACUGUUUUAUAUGU